Molecule: messenger RNA, 4686 nt
Organism: Caenorhabditis auriculariae
Lineage: Eukaryota; Metazoa; Nematoda; Chromadorea; Rhabditida; Rhabditidae
Source: the annotation of a GenBank genome assembly
AUGAUGUACACUUUGAUGUCGCUAAUCAUGCGCGUCGUGGCCGUCGCGCCGGGGAUUCUGGAGCCGCCAACAGUGGCUCCGAAGCAGACCAUCCACCUCGCAGCGGACGCCGACAGACACACCGACGAACAGAGGUUUUUUCAUUUCGCAGUCUUUCAAUUCUUUUUAUUGCUUCUUCUUUUCCAAAUCUAACGGUGGAAUAGAUCUGCAAUCAAAAAUGAUUAUAUGGUUUUUUUGAAUUUUGGCUUUACUAGAUUCUUGGAAAAGCUCCGGGUUGAUAAAACGAGCAAAAAAUAUUGCUUUUUCUUAUGUUGAAUCGCGUCAUAGGUUACUCUACCAUCUCAUGAAAAACUACGAGAAAGCGGUGCGGCCGGUGAGAAAUGCGUCAGACACGGUGACCGUCAAACUUGGCAUGACGUUGACCAACCUCUUCGACAUGGACGAACGCAACCAGGUGCUCACCAUCAACGUCUGGCUCGACCAAGUUGCUCGAAUUCUUCCGCAGUGUCCUCAAUGCACUUUGUAGGAAUGGAACGACGAGCUUCUCCGGUGGAAGCCGGAAGAAUUCGGCGGCAUCGAAACCAUUCGAAUACCGUGCGAUCUCAUCUGGCUUCCUGACAUUGUUCUGUAUAACAAGUUCGUCUUCAGUAAAUAUAAUGGGAAAGAGAUCAAUCACGGUUGAACGGAACUGUGUCUUUCCUGAAGUUCCUAGUCAAAAAAGUGUGUAGAAAGGGAUUUUGGGUCCGCAAAAAUUCGUGAAAGUGAACUGUGCAUACACAAAUCUUGGGGGCUCGAAUCUUUGAAAAUUUGAACCUAGGAAAUUGAUUCUUGUGAAUAUUCACCUCUUUUUUGAUUAUUUAUAACUUUACUAAAUUUUUUGUGAACAGAAGGAAUAAAAAUAAGAUAGACGUCCUUUGAUGACGUGUAUUUGAGAAAGGCGCAUCAUACGAUUAUCCAAGAAUCGUUUCCCAACAAUCCAUUUUUCAAAAAUUCGCGCCCCUGAGGUUGGUGUAUACACAACUCACGCUCACGAAUAUUUGCGGAAUUUUCCAAUUCUUUGUUUUUUUUUUUAAAUAUUCACUCAUCGACUUGGGAUUUUCAUUUAUUUCGCAGAUGGAGUAUAUUCACCUCUUUUUGUUAAAAGUUAAAAUUAUCACUUCGGUAUAUCACAGCAGCGUGUGACAAAGAGAAAGAAGAAGGUUGCAGUGCGGAUGACUACACGGCCGGCUACAUGCGAUCCCGAGCCAUGGUCCUCUUCACGGGAACGGUCUUCUGGCCACCGCCGACGCAGCUUCGCAGUACCUGCAAGGUCGACGUUUCGCUCUUUCCAUUCGACGAACAAAAGUGCUCCCUCAAGUUCGGCUCUUGGACCUACCACGGAUACCAGGUUUCUCACUUUGUUUCGAAUCUUUGUCUUUAAUCAGACGGAUUUGGGUUGGGUAGAAGAAAAAAUGUCUCAUUAUUUUCGCUAUGGUAAAAAUCACGACCUUAGGCAAAGUCACACCGGGAGCUUUUCUAAUAUAGCCGAUUGAAGGUCUCCACAAACCAGAAACUGUCUUUUUUCUUAUAGUGGCAGGACUCUUUUUUCGGUGGCUCAAGUCAGUCGUGAAUCAGCUAUAAACGCUAAACUUUGGCGGAAACUGACUUCUGUUCGGAUGUGGCAAGUCAGAAAAGUCACUUGUUAUAAGAUUAUCUUUAUUUGAAGAGCGUGCGAUCACUGAUUACAAAAAAGGCUAUCUGAUUGAAAGUAUUUUGAUUGACGAUGAAAGGUACCCUGAAAAUCGUCAAACAAAAAUAUUAUCCAAACUGUAUUAUUGAAAAAAAUAAAAAGGGUUUUUUUUUCAAUUUAGGAACUCACUUUUUCAAAAGGGAAUAUGAAUUCUAUUUUUUUAAAUUUCUUCGCUGAUAGGUGGACAUCACAAACCGGAGCACCAACAUCGACUUGACCAACUACGUGCCCUCUGGAGAGUUCGACCUGAUCAAAGUGAGUUGCUCCCUGUGACCGAGAAGUGAGGUUCUCUCAGGUCUACCAAAAGCGAAGGGUCGUCAAGUACACAUGCUGUCCGGAGCCCUAUCCCGACAUCACGUUCUUUAUCUACAUCCGUCGCAAGACCUUGUACUAUCUCUACAAUAUCGUCUUCCCCUGCCUCAUGAUGUCCGUUUUGACACUUCUAGGUUUUUCCGUGCCAUAAGAACCUUUGAAGACCAUUCUUGCAGUUUUUGUUCUGCCGCCUGACUCCGGCGAGAAGAUCGCGCUUGGAAUCACCGUCUUGCUCGCCUUUUCCGUGAGGAUAUUUUUCAACUUUCUCUUCGAUCUUCACCUUCAAAUGGAUAGUUUCUGAAAUUUUUUUAGGAUAAAAAGAAGCAACUUUUUGAACUGGGAGAGAGAAGGAGAAGUUUUUAAACAUUUUCUUACUUGUCACGUUUUGGAACUAACGUCUCUCAGGCUGUAUAACUUGAACGCGCAAGCGGUUCGUAAAAUUUUGAAUUAUCAAAAAAAUCAAUCUUUAUUUUGAUGAUGUCAAUGAGAAUCUGAGGCGGUGAAAACGAAACUCUUUUAUUUCUUAGAGGAAGACGUUUUUUCUUGUUUUAUGGUUAAUUUUCCUUCUGAACUGCGUUAACCGAUUAUUUCUACAACGCAAGCUUUGAAAUACCAGGAUAUGCAAUUAAAAAAACAGAUUAAAACUUGAUAGUUAAGGUUUUUGUGCUGGCGAUCGUCGAGAAAAUGCCAGAGACGUCGGAUUCGAUGCCGCUGAUAGGUUUUGGCUCAAAUUGAAAAAUGAAAGAAGGAGAAUCGCAGGAAUCUAUCUGACCGUUGUGAUGGGCAUGUCCUCCGUGUCGGUGGUGAUGACGGUCGUCGUGCUCAAUUUCCACCACCGCGGACCUUUCAACGACCCCGUUCCCUACUGGGUCCGCUUUCUCGUCCUCGACCACCUCAGUCGCUUCCUUCGAAUGAAACUUCCACGAGCUGGUUGGUUCUUUUUUACGGUUCAUCUUUUUCAAUAAACCACAAAAAUAGAUUUCCAUUGAGUCUUUUCCGAAUAUCAACGUCAAAUUUUUCAAUAAACAUAAAAAAAUGGGGCCAAAUCUGGCUUCAAGACCCCUUUUGUUGCCUUUUUGCAAUUUUAAAGAGAAAAAGUGAAAAAAAGUUGUAAGUACGGUACUUUUUCCUGAAAAUGAAGGUUUCCGAAAAAGGCUGGCACGGAAUCCGCUACAUUCAUUUUUGAUCAUAGAACUGCGAGGGAUUAUUCUCUGCCUGCGUCUUUUAUUCGGCCUGAAUUUUCUUUUUAUUAAAGACGCAGGCAGAGAUAAAUGUCGCGCGCAUCGAAGGGAAUUGUUCAGUAGCUCAGAGGAUAACGAAAGCUGGUGCGGAAUGGGCUUUACUAUGAAAAAACGCCAUAUUUUUUUUUUUCAAUGAGCGUGAACAUUUGAGGCGAGCCAUCAAAGGUUUCCAAGGCUCCGAACGGACUGAUGCGCAAGAUGUCGGUGCGCAACGCGAUGACCGAGAUGCGUAACGAGGUUCUCACCAACUUUUCCGUCGAAGAUCAGGGACUUCUUGACGUGAGAGUUUUCUUUUAGACUAUUCUCCAAUUUUAUUCAUGUUUGGAAAAAUUUUGGAAAGCAAUUUUCGUUCACAAGAGUAUUGCUAUAGCUUAUUCACGGCUGGCUUGAGCCAUCGAAAAAAGGGUCCCGACACGAUAAUGCACGACAUAGCGCCUGGCUCGCGGAGAGCGCAGACAGGACACACCCCCUUAGUGUCCCAAGCUGGCCGUGAAUCUGCUAUAGAAGCGAAUUGUAAAAUUUCAAGUCUGAAAAGUGAAUAUUUUGCCAUUUUAUUCUGCUUUCUUCCAUUUUUUCUCAUUUUUUUAGUCAAUAUUUUAUGCUCCAACGUUUUGGUAGUGUCGAGGAGAAGCUUUCAUCAGGCAGAAACAAAAAAAAAAGGAGAAAAGUGGUACGGGUUGUGCUGGAAAUAAAAGAAGAAGGGUGAAUAAAGAGGAACUUCGAUUCCUGUAGUUACUAGCCUAAUAAGUCGUGUAUCACACUCUGAUUUGUCACAUUUUUCAUGGGAACGCUCUCGAUCUUUCAUGCUAUUUUAAUGAUUAUAUGACUUCUUUGGUGAAGUGGAAUCUUACGUCGGCCGGAUCCCGCCCCGGGGUGCGGCCUACCCCCCUCAAACUGCGGUCUGUGGGAUCCAGCCGAUGUAUGAGUAAAGUACGAUGUACUUAUAGACUAUAUUUCGUCAUUUCAUGCAAGCAUUUCUCAAAAUUGUUUCAUAAGACAGACUUUGGUGGACCUCAGGAUACCCGAAGAGAGUCGGUACGGCUGGAGGCCCCGACGACGGCCGAGCAGCGACAGGCGGUGCAGCGGAGACGCAGAACCAGUACCGAGUUGCUUCAGGCGAGACUUGUCAGGACGCUGCAGGUACUCGUCGCCAGGCAGCAGUCCGAGGACGCCAGCGAACGGAUGGCCAACGAGUGGAGACUCGUCGCACAGGUUCUCUUUCUUCUUGUCUUCACUAAACUUUUGGAUUCUGAACGCAACUUCUUUUAUCAUUUAUUCGGGUUUCAGGUGAUAGAUCGGCUUCUCUUCUGGAUUUUCCUCACCGCCAACCUCAUCAUAACUUCUACUUUGCUAGUUUUUAUACCAGCCUUUCAUGAUCCUUUUGCUAACGAAACCAUGGAGUAA